CACUAUAAGCUAGUACAGUUCAUGAGUGUAGAAGCUAGAAGAGAUGAAUUAAUUAGCAUACAAAAUUAUUAAUUGAUUGACGUCAAGACUGAUUUAACACUGUGGAGUACAUUGUUGUGGUGACUGUGUAUGACAGAAGUCGAUUUUUAUAGAUUCAAAAAUUACAAGUUUGAUAAAAAAGUGUAGGCAAUCAUUUUUCCAGCAAAGGAAUUCGAGCAUUCGGGAAGUUCAAUCUCGAAGCAAACAAAAUCAUGGAAGCAUUGAAUAUCAUCCUGUCGACUCAAUUGGUUAUCAUCAUCUUCUUAUCAUCAUCGGUAUCACCCAUACCCUCUAAGAAGCUACAAGGUAGCAUCCUUCCAAAUCCACCAAAACCUUCUUCAGAUAGAAUAAUUUUCAAUACAGUAAUGAAAGGUAUUAUCAAACGUCUAGCAUCUAUUGCCGGAAAAGAUGGAACAUAUACUCUGGAUGAAUCUACUGUGAGGAAAUUGAAGGAAAUUUUCCCUAGUAAAGAAUUUGUGAUAAAAUUAUUGGAAGAACUGAAAGGAGGCAGAACUAUGGAUGAGUUCGCCUUCGUUACAUUUCUGGAACAAAAUAACGGUUUCCUGGAAAAAGCACUUAAAAUCUGCUUGUACGGCCAAAACGGAACUUUAUUCGAUAAAUAUAUGAUGAUAGAGAUGUUUUCAUUGUCAGAAGCAGAUGCUUUUUCCGCUAUAGAUCAUGGGGUAAUGAUCACACCGAAACGAUUGGCUAAAAGGCUCUUUCAAUAUGCAGGAAUAACUGAAAAGGAUGCUGAACAGGUUGAAAUUUUCGAUAAAUUCAUCAAAGGCAUUAUGACUCGUUUAACAUUAAUUGCCAAUGGAGGGAGUUCUGCACAAGAACCAGUAGAAACUCUGGGUGAAUCAACUGUGAGCAAGUUGAAUAGAAAAUACCCAAAUAAUGGUACCAUCCCUGUUGCUGACAUCAAUAAUGGCACAAUUGCAACGUUUUUCUGCCUCCACAGCUGCUUCAUCUCAUUUGCCAAAGCAUUUGUGCAAAAAUUAUUGAAAGAAGUACAAGGAGGCAAAGCUUUGGAUAGAGAAGGCUUCGUACAAUUUCUGAUCCAGAAUGCAGGGUAAGUCAUUCGGUAUACU
Messenger RNA from Nilaparvata lugens (brown planthopper), 1130 nucleotides. RefSeq lists its product as uncharacterized. The record is from RefSeq and is a predicted model, not a curated record. NCBI's taxonomy places the organism in Eukaryota, Metazoa, Arthropoda, Insecta, Hemiptera, Delphacidae. The coding region runs from base 252 to 1115 and encodes 287 amino acids. The transcript is spliced from 11 exons.